CGUUGACAGAAAACAUUUUCUCAGAGUGGCAAGAGUGGGAGAUAAGCUAACGGUAUUCAUUUACUUGCUACUAAAACUUAUUUCGUUUGUAACGCGUCGAGCUAAAAGAAGAAGAGAUGUUUCUUGUUGUCCACGGUCUCGGGCCUUUCCAAUAGGAGGGGUGCUUCAUGUCUGAGCCAGUGUUUUCCAUCACUGCCAGAGAUGGUGCAGUGUCUCCGUUCUAUUAAGAGCUCCCACAGUAAUCCACUUGUCAUUUAGAACUGAAGAGUGCACACACACACACACACACACACACACACACACUCGUGCUCACAGAUACACACUUCAUAUCAGAAAGAAGAGGACUGAGAGGCAUCUGGUUUUUUUGUAUUGCUGUUUUAUUCCAGUGGACAAAUAUUCAACCCGGGAGAGCUGCUGGUCAAUGAAUUCCUCACAUCAGAAAGGACAUAAAGUUUGAGCGUAAUCCUUUUGAUCUUCAAAGCUUCUGACAAGAAAAAAAAAAAACACCUUCCUGAAAUUAUAAUCUUCGGGUGUUUUAUUAAUUUUUUUAUAUGAACACUGCCAGUCAUGAUGGGUAAAGCAGGGUUGCUCUUACUGAUGCUGUGUGGCUGUACAGUAUGUGGAAGCCAAACUUCAAUGCAGGAAUCGCCACAGGGAACUUUGGAUUUUGGGUUUGUUCCCUCUGGAGUUUAUGAAACGCAUGCAUAUUUUGAACCCGGACCUAUAGGAAUCCUUUUUCACUUAGUGCACUCUUUCCUUUAUGUGGUGCAGCCCAAUCCUUUUCCUCACGAUCUCGUCACAAAGGUGGCACAGAAGAAGUUGAGAGAGGUCAAACAAGAAUAUAAAAAGCCAGAAAACAUUGUGCUGACACUCCAGGCCAUCUACUAUGAAAUUGGUUUCAUUGUAUGCGCUUCCCUGGGAGUGCUGUUUGUUCUGUUUAUGCCUCUUGUGGGGCUUUGCUUCUGCAUGUGUCGUUGCUGUGACAACUGCGGAGGAGAGAUGCACCAGAGACAGAAGAAGAAUGCUGACUGCCGGAGAGGCUGCUUUGUAACAUUGCUCUUUGUGACGUCUCUCAUAAUCUCAGCUGGUGUUCUGUGCGCGUACUCCGCCAAUCAAAAUCUAUCGACCCAGCUGAAGGGAGUCCGGAAGCUUGUUAAUAGCAAUUUCAGAGAUCUGAAAACCUUUGUAAACAGCACUCCAGCGCAAAUCGAGUAUCUGGCUAACCAGUACAACACUGCCAAGAACAAGGUCAUUUCUGACCUAGACAAUAUAGGUCCAUUGCUUGGCAAUAGGAUUCGUGCACAGUUGGGAAAAGAAGUUCUCCCUGCACUAGAUGGGGCUCUAAGUUUGGCUGGAGCCAUGAGAGAAACGAAAGAGGCUUUGGAGAACGUGAGCGUCUCGCUGGAGGUGUUGCAGGAAGCAACCAACAGUCUGCAGGUGAACCUGCUCAACGAGCAAGCGAGGCUGAACAACACACUCAACGACCCAGCCUGCUCCGCGCCAGGGGUCUCCUCCACCUGCCGUGACAUCAGGAAAACACUGAGUCUGCUCAGCAUCAACGCAAACUUCAGCGCGUUGCCCAAUGUAGACACAGAGUUGGCAAAUGUGAAUAAUGUUCUUAAGACCGACUUAAGCAAUAUUGUUCAAAAGGGAUAUGCAACGUUUAACGACACCCCAGAUCUGAUAAAGAACCAAACUACAAAUAUUGUGUCAGCUCUUCCUCGCAUCAAGUCCAUGCUGGAUGACGUAGGGUCUAACAUCACCAGCUUCUCCAAGCAGAUCCCUGUUCAGGACACUCUUGCCAAUUUCACCCUGUACCUCAGUCAGAGCCAGUCAUACGUGGAGGACUACUAUCCUGUGAUUGACAAGUAUGAUUUCUACAGGUGGAUGGGGUGCAUCAUAGUCUGCUGCAUGGUGACUCUUAUCCUUACCUUCAACUUCCUGGGCCUGCUGUGUGGCACCUGUGGGUACGACAAGCAUGCCUCCCCUACCACCAGGGGCUUCAUCUCCAACACCGGCGGCAACCUGCUCAUGGCAGGUGUUGGGUUCAGCUUUCUGUUCUCCUGGGUGCUGAUGCUCAUCGUAAUGAUUGCUUUCGUUGUGGGAGGAAAUGUUGAGAAGCUGGUCUGUGAGCCUUUUGAGAACAGAGCUUUGUUUAAGGUUCUGGAUACUCCCUAUUUGAUAAAUCCAUAUUGGAAGAACUUCCUGCCCGGCUUCCUCUAUCAGAAUCCUGAAAUAGAUCUGACGUUUGAAAAGCUUUAUAGUAACUGCAAAGAGAAUAAAGGCAUCUAUACAGCACUACAGCUGGAUAAUAUUUUCAACGUCAGUAAUUAUUUAAACACAAGCAUUUAUACCAGGGAUGUGGUUGACGUGUUUGAAUUUGUAAAUGUGGAUCUGAGUGGCAUGGUCCUACUCGAUGCCAAUGCAAAACAGAAUCUUCUGAAUUUCAGUGAUACUGGCAUUGUGAGCAUCCACUAUGAUGCCUACUUAACAGAGAUCAACAAAGGUGUUACAAAAGUGGAUCUGUUGUCAUUUGCUAAUGACCUGGAAGCUCAGGCAGACAAGCUGCCAAAGGGAGCGCUGGAGAAUGCGUUGAAAGGUCACGCAAGCAGUAUUCGUUUCAUUCAUGGUCAACAGGUGGUGCCACUGGAGCAAGCCAUGAGCACUUUAAAUCACAGCAUCCGUUUACUGCAGAGGACUACAUUUGAUCUCCCAAAUAAAGUGAAUAAUGUGAUCAGUGCUAUUGAUGCAGCACAAAACCUCAUCACCAACAAUGCAUCGUUAAUUAUUAGACAGGAAACCAAAAAUUACAUGGAGAUGAUGAUCGGCUACUUUAAGCAAUACCUGGACUGGGUCAAAAAUUCUAUGAUGAUGGAAGUUGCAGCGUGCAAGCCUGUGGCCAAUAUAGUAGAUACAGUUGAAAUUGUUACCUGCAGCUUUGUAGUGGAUUCCUUGAACACUUUCUGGUUUGGUCUGGGAUGCUGCACAGUAUUUUUGAUCCCAAGUGUAAUCAUUUCUGUGAAGCUUGCCAAAUUCCUUCGCAGAAUGGACUCUGAGGAUGUGUAUGAUGACAUUGAGACUAUACCCAUGAAAACUCUGGAAAAUUGGUAGAAGACACUGAGCCUUUCCCUAAGGGAGAUCAAGCUCCUGUUUCUUGGACAGAAUGACCAUAUCAGUGUUUACAUGUCUGAAAGAAGUCCACCACCAGGACAGAUGGUCCCCCAUUCUACAACCCGCUAUCCCCUCCUAUCUUCAUGACUAAAAUCAAUGUGGAAUGAACUUUCCAAACAUCAUACUUCUAACAUUGGUUAGCCCCCCCCCCCCCCCCCCCCCCCCCCCCC
Polyodon spathula (Mississippi paddlefish) is the source of this 3341-nucleotide messenger RNA. RefSeq names its product prominin-1-A-like. The transcript is spliced from 28 exons. Gene Ontology annotation, cellular component: apical plasma membrane; cell surface; cilium. Bases 568 to 3111 code for a protein of 847 amino acids. The record is from RefSeq and is a predicted model, not a curated record. NCBI's taxonomy places the organism in Eukaryota, Metazoa, Chordata, Actinopteri, Acipenseriformes, Polyodontidae. Gene Ontology annotation, molecular function: cholesterol binding.